Molecule: messenger RNA, 1618 nt
Organism: Haliotis rufescens (red abalone)
Lineage: Eukaryota; Metazoa; Mollusca; Gastropoda; Lepetellida; Haliotidae
Exons: 5
Coding region: 12-764 (250 amino acids)
Biological process (GO): regulation of hormone secretion; neuropeptide signaling pathway
Cellular component (GO): secretory granule
Molecular function (GO): enzyme regulator activity
Source: RefSeq, a predicted model, not a curated record
UCCAGCCAACCAUGAUGAAGCUGUUUCUCGUGCUGGCAACGGCCGUGACCCUCAGUGUAGCCGAGUUCUCCCUCGACCGUUCUUAUGACACCCUUGUCGACCUGGCCCGCCUCUACCGCAUGCAGAACCUCAACAACUUCGACGAUUACACUGGUGACGAUAUUGACAGCCGCAGCGGUGACUGGGCCGCCACUUACGGUGACGCAAUGUACAAGGACCCCCAGUUUGAGGGCACGCAUCUCCGUGAGCAGGAACACAUUGAACAGAGCUCUCUGUUUGGAUCUCAGUCUAUAACAGGUGGAGCAGCUGGAGGUAAAGCCAAGACGGACAAACCUCUCCCAGCCUACUGCAACCCACCUAACCCCUGCCCCAUCGGAUACAAUGCUAGAGACAACAACUGCGUUGAGCACUUCAACAACACCGCUGAUUACAACCGUGAGCUGAUGGCGAAGCAGGACUGCCCGUGUGACACAGAGCACAUGUUCGCCUGUCCCGAAGGUCGGGGCACCGUCAGCAGCAAAUCCCAGGGUGACAGCGCCGCAAUCAAGCAGGUCAUGGCCGAACUCAACACACUCGGAGCCUCUGAUUUAAACUCCUUCAUGCCUGAUGAGUCCAAGAGAGAGUCACUCGUGGCCAAGAAGUCGCCCGAGCUCAGCCGGAAUAAAAGAUCGGCUGGGGAGUCUCUUCCAAACCCAUAUUUCCAUGGCCAGAAAAUGAGAGUUGUUGCCAAAAAGUCGCCUGUCAUUAAGUACAAGCACCAGUAGAAAAGGAAGCACAACUUGCUCAGUCUUAGUGCUGACUUCCGGUCCUGCGCAACAGCUCUUCUGACCGCAAUGGAUGCAAUUUUAUGUUUACAUUUAUUAAUUAACACAGACCGGUAAGACGCACGUGAAUCAGGCUUAUGGCAACAGUAUUAUAUGUUAAAAAUGCCAACACGGGCAGUGAUGAAUAAAAUCAUCAGCAGGUGUUAUACCUUGUCAGAGAAGUUAUCUUCCUUAGUACAUUUGCUGAUGUAAUCUAAUACUAGGGAGCACCUAAAUUAAAAUGUAAAUAUCCAGUAACAAACAAGUAGGAUACUGUCCAAAAAAUGAGGAUACACCAUCUGUAUGGCUAUUAAAGAACAGUAUCACAACAAAAGGUCAGCUUUUAGUAGAAUUAAAAAGCUGGAAUCGUGUAUCCAUCUAUUUAACAGUUAUUGAACAACGUCCCAACAUUAUCUAUGAAUCAGUGUAGCUAUUCGGGGGAAUCUGAAUAUGUUCCAAACGUUUAUAGGGCUCUUGUGUAGUAUACCAGUCAUGAAUCAUUUGAACACAAUGCAAAUUCAAUUCAAUUACCUUGAAAGAAAUACAACAUUAUGGCAAAGGGAUUUAGAUUGAAAAUCUACCACUUAUUCAUGGUAUUCUCCAUUGUUUUUUUUUGUUUUUUUGUUAAAAUCCUUACAAAAUCGAUAUCUAUGUUAUCGGUUAUUAUCUCCUUCUUUGGUCACGUGAUGAAGGCUGGGCCAUGUGCAAUAUUAAACUUAUUACCCUACAAGCUGUGAUUCGUGUUUGUCAAAGUGAAAUUCAUGUUGUUUGUAUCUUUCAAUACUGAAUUUAAGUUGUGUUCUUUAUCAAUCAAA